Messenger RNA from Alternaria metachromatica, 3435 nucleotides. RefSeq lists its product as uncharacterized. Gene Ontology annotation, biological process: regulation of transcription by RNA polymerase II. Lineage: Eukaryota; Fungi; Ascomycota; Dothideomycetes; Pleosporales; Pleosporaceae. Bases 1 to 3435 code for a protein of 1144 amino acids. The transcript has a single exon. The record is from RefSeq and is a predicted model, not a curated record. Gene Ontology annotation, molecular function: transcription coregulator activity. Gene Ontology annotation, cellular component: core mediator complex; mediator complex.
AUGAACCACACCGGGUCCGACUCAGCGACGGCUUCACGAGAUGCAGAAAACAGGAAGCGCAGCCACAACGGGGAUCUGACCAAUGGCGGACUCAAUGGUGCGCGAAGUGACACGCCGGCAGGGGGACCUGCUGUUAAUGGGGGUCCUUUGCGCGAAACCAGCACCAAUGGCGCAUCCAUGGCAGUCGCAGCAACGGCCGGUCCCACGCUCGAACAAUACUCGGAUCUGCCCCCGGAGAUCGCUCAUAUCGGCCCCGAGCAGUACAUGUCCCUAUCGACACUGUUGUUGCGGAUAUCCCAGGAAUCUUACAAUGAACUGGAGGAAGUCCUGAAGAACAUGGCCGCCAUUCAGAUAGCGCCAGUUUCAAAUGGCGCGCUUCCCAACGGCCUUGGCGCGGCGAAUGCACAAGUGAAUGCAGAGGCGAACAAGCGUAAAAAGCUGGUUGUGCUUCAAUUCGCGCAGGAGCAACGGGCUAAAUUCAUCAAGCUGCUAGUCCUCACCGAAUGGGGAAAGAAAGCUUCCGUUGACAUAUCAAAACUCAUUGAUUUGCUGGCCCACGCGAGUACUCAGGCAGCCCAUAUGGAUGCUGCUGACUACAAACUGGAAAAGAUUAAGAUUCUGUCCAACAAUGCCAGAGAAAACAAUCCGGACGUUGCGACCGCCCUGGAAGUGCUAUCGACAGGGAAAGCGCCAUGGAUGCCGAGCCUGGGCUACAUACCGCCUGAGCCUAUCUCUGCUGAGCAGGCCCUCAAACUCCUUCGGUACAUGAACACCUCUCUCUCCAUACGCCUCAACGUACACGAAAGCCUCCCACAACACCUCCAAGACUGGCGUGUGCACUCUGGACGCGCAACUUUUGUUGUUGCUAAUGAGCUGGAAUUUGACGUCAUGUCUUUUGUGGAGGAUGCUUCCGAACAGUGGUUUCUCAUCGAUCUCCGGUUGUUGUUCACUCCUGCACCUACCAUUACCGUCGGUAGCCGUUUCUUUAUGCAACUCAAGCUGCAGGCCGACGUGGUUCUAAAGGAGAAGGGUCUGACUGGCCUUUUCGACUUCCUGAACAACUUCGUUCUAACGCACAAGAUCUCAGUGCUUCGAUCGCAGGCUGUUAAUCUCGUUCGCAGCGGCUGGGCUGGAUCUCUCAAGGUUGAGCCUGUGCAUCGCUUGCUCGUCGUGUCUUAUUGGACUGAUAAGCCUGGAAAAAAGAAUUGGAUUGAGAUUGGCGUAUCGAACAACAAACCAAAGAACGGCAAAGUUUCGUGGAGAGGGCCUCCCAUACCGUCGCUGACUACGCGCUGGUUCCGCCAGGGCAAAGAAGUGAAAGAUGUCAAGUUCCAUUUUGACUGGAAGGAUCUCUCCAUGGAACGCGUUAUCAAGCAAGUCAUCGCACGCCACACGAGUGAUAUCUUGCGAUCCACAAAGGAGAGUUUCAAGUCUGGAGUGACGGCGAACGCACAUCUUUCCGAGACCGAACCUGCCGACUCUACACUCAACGCAUCGCUGGGUACAAAAUCUACAUCAGUUACCCUAUCACUAGAGUCGGUCACUGGUAACUACAUCCUGCGACCAGCUAGCGCACUAUCAGCGCGAGCGGAGAAUGCUUUCAACCAAGGCAGAGAGCCAUCACAGAUUGCUCAUGUAAUGACGCAAGUGCUAGCCGGCACAUUGCUCAGUCUGAUCCAGAAGAACGCACAACAACUCGGCUGGCAAUCGGUCGCAAGACAGGCUUUGAAACAGCAGGUCGUGUCGGCUGCUGUCAAAUUGGAUGUCAUCUCUUCCACGCUGUAUUGCCCUCGCGGCUGGACACCAAACUGGGCAUUGGCAGCGGUAAUCGACUCUUCAGGUGAAUCGUGGUGGAUCUUUGAAAUCGGAUCUGGUGGAAAUAGCCUCGAAUACGCCGAGCAGAUCAAGUUGGACAGGCCUGAUGGAAGCUCCUUACCCAUCAAUCGCAACACCUUGGCAAGUCUGGAGAGGGUCGCUGUGCAGCUUCUGUCGUUCCGCGUCACAGCUCGCCAACUAGAGAAGGAGAAGAAGAAUUUCAGUUUGCGACCUGAGUUAGGGCAAGCAGGCUCGUCCGUGGAAGCUGGUUGUGUUCCCCGUCGAUGGGUGCUGCAUGUGCAAACUCCGGACCUUCUUGUGCCCCAAGCAGACGAAGACUCAUGGCUUGAAUCAGACAUCAAGAUUACAUGUGAAGGCUUGAAAGUUGGGGGUCAGGAUGUCUGGCAUAUGGCUGUCGGUAGAAUGGUCAAGUCUGUCGCUGCAGACAUGCAUAAGCUCAUGGCAGCUUCACCACAGACCGCCUUCAAGUUCUCAGAAGAUGGCAACUUCAGGAUUCUUCUUGCCACACCCUUUGGGCAAGAUAUCCUGGGAGAGCUGCGAGCACGAUUGCGAGAUGUUAACCGUCUUCGUACCUUUGCCAGUACCCUUCAGAAGCGUCAAAUGCGGCUUUCGUCCUCCUCCUUACAGCGCGUACAGUUCCAGUACGGUCCAUCGCCAUACUCUGCAACUGUCAACUUUGGCGCUGAAAAGGAGCUUACCAUCGAGCUGUCACAUGACAAUCCGCACCAUCGGAUUCUCCAACUGCUUACUGAGAUCGCCAACGAUCGGCUGCCUUCCUUCCCAACCACGGAGGUCAGCGAUGUCGAUGGCCUGGAUCGCUUCUGUACGACUCUCGUCGCGACCCGGCCCCUCUUCAAGGCCCUGCGCGAAGUCGAGGAACGAUCGCCAGGCAACUACAGUAACCCCGCAAUUCAUGUUCACUCCGUCCUUAAAUACCGACUCACCUAUGACAAUCCGGUCUGCACUUUCGACGUGCGCCUUCAGCCCAAAGAUGACCAGGUGUACUGGUUCAUCGAAGAUAACUUGCGUCCAAAGGAUCCUCCAAAUCAAGCCACAAAUCUACCAACUCCCGAGCGUGCACCUGGUCAUAGGCGUCUCGACAACUUACAGGCCAAGCUGAAGGAACUCUUCAGUGGGAAGGGUUCAGGAUGGUUUGGUACCCGAACCGGCAUGGUGGCGCACUUGGACGCGAUCCCUGAAGCACUACUCAAGCUGGAUGAGUGUGUCUUGAGUUGUAAAAUGGCAGGAGGUUAUGUCGCACCUCCACCACUUGAAAAGCCCCCGCAACAAGCGCAGAAUCAGGGAUCUGGUCCAGGUCAGGCGCCUGCACAGGCGAACGGGAACCAGCAGGGAAACCAGCAGCAGCAGGCUAGGAUGCAACAACAGCAGCAGCAAGCGCGCCAGCAGCAGCAAAGACAGGCUCAGGCCCAGGCUGGGAAGCAGCACCCGAACAUGCAGCAACAUCCGAGAAGCCAACCUCCGAACGGCAGACCCUCACAGCAGCAGAUGCCAAACGGCCGCCAGCAACAACAGCAAGGUAGAGGCGGUCCAGGAGGUCGUCCAGGGCAGUCCAAAAACGACGUCAUCACCAUUGAUUAG